This is a messenger RNA of Pelobates cultripes (western spadefoot toad), 384 nucleotides long. The record is from the annotation of a GenBank genome assembly. Lineage: Eukaryota; Metazoa; Chordata; Amphibia; Anura; Pelobatidae.
AUGCCCUGGUGGAAGUCCAGUAUCAACGGCAGCAGCGCCUUCCUGGUGUCGCAUACCAGUUGGAGGAACAAAUGGCCUGGUGGACAACAGGUCAGACAACUUGAGUACCUCGUGGAACGGGAACUGAGCCUUGACGCCUCAUACCGGGCACUGUGGUGGUGCACUGUCCAGCCAGAGACGUGGAGGGCAGAGGGCAUCCAGCCGGAGGGGGAGAACUACACUAGCCCUGGCCUGUUGUGGAAGGCCUUAACAGAAGACGUCGACUUUGGCAGUCCAGCAGAGUCACGGUACUGGGCUAUCUUUCAUUACCGAGGUGAGAUGUUACAGGGCCCGAGAUCUAUUGGACUGGGAGAAGACAUCCGCCGUUUCGCUGCCAUGGAAUGA